This is a messenger RNA of Phasianus colchicus (ring-necked pheasant), 1956 nucleotides long. NCBI's taxonomy places the organism in Eukaryota, Metazoa, Chordata, Aves, Galliformes, Phasianidae. The record is from RefSeq and is a predicted model, not a curated record.
AUGGAGACUCCUGAAGUGGCUGUAAGCAGCUGCAGUGCUCUGGAUGACGAAGGGAUCUGCAGCUACAGGCAACACCUGUCUCUGCCACAGGAGCUGCUGGCAGAAGACCAGCUCAGGAGGAAGCUGAAGUUCUUCUUCAUGAACCCAUGUGAAAAAUUCUGGGCCCGGGGCAGAAAACCUUGGAAACUUGGGAUUCAACUGCUCAAAAUAGCAAUGGUUACCAUUCAGCUGGUGCUGUUUGGAUUGAGCAAUCAAAUGGUGGUUGCCUUCAAAGAAGAGAACACUAUUGCAUUCAAACAUCUCUUCUUGAAAGGGUACAUGGACAGAAUGGAUGAUACCUAUGCGGUAUACACACAGACAGAUGUCUAUGACCAAAUAUUCUUUGCCAUCAAUCAGUACUUACGGUUGCCCAACAUUUCUGUUGGAAACCAUGCUUAUGAGAAGAAAGGAGCGGAAGAGACAGCUCUGGCUGUAUGUCAACAGUUCUACAAGCAAGGAACCAUCUGUCCUGGAAAUGACACCUUUGAUAUAGACCCAGAGAUUGUGACUGACUGCUUCUACAUUGAGCCAAUGGUGUCUUUAGACAACAGAACAGUGGGAAAGCACAAUUUGAAUUUCACUCUGGAUUUCCACAGGCUAGUGGCAGUGCAACUCAUGUUCAAUCUGAAGGCAAUCAACCUCCAGACGGUUCGUCACCAUGAGCUCCCUGACUGUUACGAUUUCACCCUGACGAUAGUGUUUGAUAAUAAAGCCCACAGUGGAAGAAUCAAAAUCAGUCUAGACAAUGACAUAGAGAUCAGAGAAUGUAAAGACUGGCAUGUUUCUGGAUCAAUACAGAAGAAUACUCAUUACAUGAUGAUCUUCGAUGCUUUUGUCAUAAUGAUCUGUCUGAGUUCAUUGAUCCUUUGCACGCGAUCAGUAGUCAAAGGAAUUCGGCUCCAAAGAGAAUUUGUAAGUUUUUUCCUAUAUUAUUACAAGAAAGAAGUAUCUUACAAUGAUCAGAUGGAAUUUGUCAAUGGCUGGUAUAUCCUCAUUAUGGUUAGCGAUGUCCUAACUAUCACUGGAUCAACUCUCAAAAUGGAGAUACAGGCCAAGAGUCUGACAAGUUAUGACGUCUGUAGCAUACUCCUAGGAACAUCCACUAUGCUGGUGUGGCUUGGAGUCAUUCGCUACCUAGGUUUCUUUCAGAAGUAUAAUCUUCUCAUUCUAACGCUGCGAGCAGCAUUACCCAACGUCAUGAGGUUCUGCUGUUGUGCUGCUAUGAUCUAUCUAGGCUAUUGUUUCUGCGGAUGGAUUGUACUGGGGCCAUACCAUGUGAAGUUCCGUUCUCUGAAUGUGGUUUCUGAAUGCCUCUUUUCAUUGAUAAAUGGAGAUGACAUGUUUGCCACUUUUGCAAAAAUGCAGCAGAAAAGUUACUUGGUUUGGUUAUUCAGUAGAAUCUACCUCUACUCCUUCAUCAGUCUGUUCAUCUACAUGGUGCUAAGUCUCUUCAUUGCACUCAUUACAGAUACAUAUGAAACUAUCAAGCACUACCAACAAGAUGGCUUUCCAGAGACAGAACUUCAGAGAUUUAUAUCACAGUGCAAAGACUUACCAAACUCCGGAAGGUACAGAUUAGAAGAGGAAGGUUCUGUAUCUCUCUUCUGCUGUUGUAAUGGAGAGGAGAUGGGGGCAUGUUUUGGAGCCAGGACAGAGCAGAGCCUGCAGCAACACCGCCUAGAGCUGAGAGCCCUUGUUCCGACCGUUUGCCUCACUUGGGAUGAAAGUGUGGGAUGAAGUGGAGCAGGCCUUCUUGCUCCUGGGUAAAGGGCGCUGAUGUUAAUAUUUCCUUUUCUGUGCACAUCUCUCGGUGUAGUCAGGCAAGAAACUCAACACAAGGCAGGGAUCAGAUCUCUAGAAAAGCAUUUGAAAGUUAAAACCUGAUUGCUCUCAAGCAACUUGUUCUUCAGGAGGACU